AAAUCAAAUGAUUAUCCAAAGAAGAGCUUAGAUACUUCAGCAACAUUCUUUUUAAAAAUAACUGUCUGCCAAAAUGUCAGAACACACUGUUCAUAAUAGAAAUAACAGCAAGAUCCUUGGUAUUCCUUCUUCCCAAAAGAGUUCUUCACUCAGUACCCUCACCUUUAAGAGCAGACUUAAGCUGCAUUUGGAGUCAAAUAUGUCAGAAUGUGAGAAUGAUGAUCCAUUAUUGAGAUCUACAAGUAAAAAUAAAGACAUAAAUAGCACUUAUGUUAUUUCUGCCCGUACCUCUACCCCUGAAGGUAAAUUGGCACUUCAGAGAAGAACUACAAGGAACAAAGAAUCAUCUUUGCUUGGUAGUGAGCUGGGAGACACAAUUGAAAAAACAGGUGAAAAAUGUCUUACAUUACAACGUCGUGCUAAAACAGAUUCUUCAGAAAAGUGGAAAACAACUAAAACAGAUUGUGUCCAAAAGUGGAAAACAGUGCAGGAUGUGGGAGGCAAAACAGAAAAUAAUUGUGCUUCCAAGGAAACUAGUGCAAAUGUAAAGGUUGUAAAUAAUGAUAAAAACUCUUUUGUUGCAUCUGCUGUACCAUUAACUAAAGAUCCACAAGACAUUGAAAUGAUGGCUGAUGAGAAAUACAAAGAAACUUUUUCUGCCCUCCGUGAGGCAAAUGAAAAUGUUGCUCUUAAGUAUUCAAGUACUAGAGCACCCAUUGGUUCCCAGAGCCCAAUCGAAGUUGUUAAAUCAGGUCACUUGGCUGCAAAACCUAUUCAGACCAAGCUGGAUAUGAAAGUGCUAGGAGCAGGAAAUGUACAUCAUAGAAGCAUUGGAAAGGACACUACAAAAAAUUCAAAUAAAUUUGGAAGCUUAGAAAAAAGAACACCUGUGAAAUGUAUAAUAGAACACAAAUCGAUAUCAAAGAUGAUGGGAUUUAGUGAAGAACCAGGAAUAAUUCCAAGAUUUUGUGAAGAUCUUUUUGCCCAAGUAGUGAAAAAACAAACCCAAGAGGUCAGGUAUCACCUUGAAAUGAGCUUCUUUGAAGUAUAUAAUGAAAAAAUUCAUGACCUUCUGGUUUGUAAAGGUGUAAAUGGGCAGAGAAAGCAACCGGUAAGAUUAAAACAAUCUGAACGCUGCUCCACAGCUCAUAGUAGUGGAGAUCGACUGAAGGAAGGUGUGAGUAUUAACAAGUCAUUGCUAACUUUGGGAAAAGUUAUAUCUGCACUCUCUGAACAAGCAAACCAAAAGAGGGUUUUUAUUCCUUAUCGUGAAUCUGUUCUAACAUGGCUGUUAAAAGAAAGUCUGGGUGGAAAUUCAAAAACUGCAAUGAUUGCUACAAUUAGUCCUGCCGCCAGCAACAUAGAAGAAACAUUGAGCACACUCAGAUACGCUAGCCAAGCCCGUUUGAUAGUCAAUGUCGCCAAAGUAAAUGAAGAUACGAGUGCUAAGUUAAUUAGAGAAUUGAAAGCAGAAAUCGAAAAGCUAAAAGCUGCUCAGCGAAAUAGUCGGAAUAUUGACCCUGAACGAUAUAGGCUCAGUCAGCAAGAAAUAACAUCUCUAAGAAUGAAGCUACAUCAGCAAGAGAGAGACAUGGCAGAAAUGCAGAGAGCUUGGAAAGAAAAGUUUGAACAAGCUGAAAAAAGAAAACUUCAAGAAACAAAGGAGUUACAGAAAGCAGGAAUUACAUUUCAAAUGGACAAUCAUUUGCCAAACCUCGUUAAUCUCAAUGAAGAUCCACAACUAUCAGAGAUGCUGCUAUAUAUGAUAAAAGAAGGAACUACUACAGUUGGGAAGUAUAAACCCAACUCAAGCCAUGAUAUUCAGUUGUCUGGGGUGCUGAUUGCUGAUGAUCAUUGCUCACUUAAAAAUUUUGGUGGGACAGUGAGUAUCACACCAGUUGGGGAAGCAAAGACAUAUGUAAAUGGAAAAUGUAUUAUGGAACCCACAGUAUUACAUCAUGGUGAUCGGGUAAUUCUUGGUGGAGACCAUUAUUUUAGAUUUAAUCAUCCAGUAGAAGUCCAGAAAGGGAAAAGACCAUCCAGUAGAGAUACUCUUAUAAGUGAAGGUCCAAAAGACUUUGAAUUUGCAAAAAAUGAGUUGCUCCUGGCGCAGAGAUCACAACUUGAAGCAGAAAUAAAAGAGGCACAGUUGAAAGCAAAGGAAGAAAUGAUGCAAGGAAUCCAAAUUGCGAAAGAAAUGGCUCAACAAGAGCUUUCUUCUCAAAAAGCUGCAUUUGAGAGCAAGAUAAAAGCACUGGAAGCAGAACUGAAAGAAGAGUCUCAAAGGAAGAAAAUACAGGAAAUAAAUAAUGAAAAGGCUAAUCACAAAAUUGAGGAAUUAGAAAAGGCAAAGCAGCAUCUUGAACAGGAAAUAUAUGUCAACAAAAAGCGAUUACAAAUGGAGACUUUGGCUACAAAGCAGGCUUUAGAAGACCAUCACAUCCGCCAUGCAAGAAUUCUAGAAGCUUUAGAAACUGAAAAACAAAAAAUUGCUAAAGAAGUAGAAAUUCUACAACAGAAUCGGAAUAUUAGGGAUAAAACGUUUACAAUUCAGACAAAUUGGAGCUCCAUGAAACUCUCAAUGAUGAUUCAGGAAGCCAAUGCUAUCAGCAGCAAAUUAAAAACAUAUUAUGUUUUUGGCAGACACGAUAUAUCAGAUAAAGGUAGUGCUGACACUUCUAUUCGGGUUCGUAACCUGAAACUGGGAAUCUCAACUUUCUGGAGUCUGGAAAAGUUUGAAUCUAAACUUGCAGCAAUGAAAGAACUUUAUGAGAGUAAUGGUAGUAACAGGAGUGAAGAUGUCAUUUGUGAUCCUGAAGAUGAAUGGGAACCUGACAUUACAAGUGCACCGGUUUCUUCAUUUUCUAGAAGGAGAAGCAAGAGUUUGAUGAAGAAUAGAAGAAUAUCUGGUUGUUUACAUGACAUACAGAUCCACCCAGUUCAGAAUUUGCAUUCUUCACACUGGCUAUUUUCUGUUGAUAUAGGCUUACUGGAGAAAUCAAGCAUCAUUUACUCAAAUUCAGCAGAAUCAUUUCUUCCUGGAAUUUGCAAAGAACUGAUUGGUUCAUCAUUAGAUUUUCUUGGACAGAGUUAUGAUGAAGAAAAAACUAUAGCAGAUAGCCUGAUGAAUAAUUUUCUUAAAAUUUAUAAUGGACUAUUUGCCAUUUCCAAAGCUCAUGAAGAACAAGAUGAAGAAAGCCAAGAUAACUUAUUUUCUUCUGAUCGAGCCACCCAGUUGCUUACUGUCCAGAUUGCAUCUGCUUUCGAGCAGCUUGUGGUGCUAAUCAAACAUUGGCUGAGUGACUUUCUACCUUGUACCAGCACAGCAAAACUUGAGGAUGAAUUGAGACAAGAAGUUAAAAAACUGGGAGGCUACUUACAGUUAUUUUUGCAGGGAUGCUGUUCGGAUAUUUCAUCAAUGGUAAAAGAAGCUCAAGAGAAAGUGAUCCAAAUUGUACAACAAGCCAUAAAGCAUGUGGGACAGUUAGCAGUUCUGAAAGAGAGCAAGCUACAUUUUCUGGAAAACAGUAACAAUAAAGCUGCCAGCAUCCAGGAAGAACUCAUGGGUGCUAUUUGUGAUGGUAUAGGCUUAGGAAUGAAGAUCCUAUUAGAUUCUGGGCUAGAAAAAACAAAAGAACUUCAGCAUGAACUCUUAAGUCAGUGUACACAAAAUGAGGUUACCAAACAGAUGAAAGCUAAUGCCAUGGGAUUGAUAAGAUCUCUUGAAAACAUCUUUGCUGAAUGGAAAAUAAAAAGUUGCAGAACUCAAAUGGAAGAAGAAAAUUCUGGAUACCAAGAUUUCAAGAAGAUGAUUAAUCUUGCUCCAGAAUUCUUCAAGUUAAAACAUUGCUUAGAGCAAACUAUUCAAAUUAUUAUGUCUUCACUGAGAGGAUACAACAAUGAUGUAAAUCUUCUCAAGAAUAGUGUUGAAAGUAUCUGCAACUUGGCCAGUGAUUUUCACGGUGACUUCAGUGUGCCCUGUACUCCCGUUGACAGCUGUGAGAACAAAGUACCUCCGAUUGGCCACAGGGAGCUGGAAUCAGUAGCUAAGUCACUCCUCUUAUAUUUUGAAUCUGAGGAAAGACCCAAUUUGUUGAAACCCUGGGAAACUUGUGAUCAGAAUCCCACAGAAAAAGAACAACAAUCAAAACCAAGCAGGACUGACUGCAGUAAGAAAAAAGGGGUACCAAAGCGUGUCUAUGAACUGCAUGGCUCAUCGGCAACAGUGACCUCAGAGGGAUACACACCCUGUAGGAUUCAGUGGGUGUGAAUAUCGAUGCAUAAAAGAACACUUGGUAGGCAGUGUUCCCUGUGCAGGAGAAUAUAACAAGAA
Molecule: messenger RNA, 4333 nt
Organism: Otolemur garnettii (small-eared galago)
Lineage: Eukaryota; Metazoa; Chordata; Mammalia; Primates; Galagidae
Gene: KIF14
Product: kinesin family member 14
Exons: 25
Coding region: 74-4270 (1398 amino acids)
Biological process (GO): regulation of protein localization; microtubule-based movement
Cellular component (GO): adherens junction
Molecular function (GO): ATP binding; microtubule motor activity; cell adhesion molecule binding
Source: RefSeq, a predicted model, not a curated record